Triticum aestivum (bread wheat) is the source of this 591-nucleotide messenger RNA. Its product is annotated as 1-aminocyclopropane-1-carboxylate oxidase homolog 11-like. NCBI's taxonomy places the organism in Eukaryota, Viridiplantae, Streptophyta, Magnoliopsida, Poales, Poaceae. The record is from RefSeq and is a predicted model, not a curated record. The transcript has 2 exons. The coding region runs from base 1 to 591 and encodes 196 amino acids.
AUGUUGAUUCACAGCGAUGCUCUGUUUGAUUACGCCAAACAAGUGAAGAAUUUGGGGAGCACUUUAUUCGAGCUGCUCUCGGAAGCUCUUGGGCUCAAACCGAGCUACUUAACUGAUAUAAAGUGCAACCAAGGACAGAUCAUACGCUGCCACUAUUACCCUCCGUGCCCGCAGCCUGAACUUGCCAUCGGGACAAGUCGGCAUUCAGACUCUGGCUUCCUCACCAUACUUCUCCAAGACGAAAUUGGCGGCCUACAGAUCCUCCAUGAGGACCGGUGGGUAGACAUCACGCCGACACCUGGAGUGUUCAUUGUCAACAUCGGCGAUCUUGUACGGUUGAUCCCUAACGACGGGUUCAGGAGUGUGGAGCAUAGGGUGGUGACAAAGAACACCGUGCCGAGGGUCUCAAUCGCGUGCUUCUUCAGCACACAUUUCCACCCUGCCUCUACCAGAAUGUACGGUCCGAUCAAGGAGCUGCUGUCCGAUGAGAACCCGCCGCUGUACAGGGAGACCCUCGCCAGAAAUUACAUCAAACAUUACUACUCCAUCGGGUUAGAUGCGAAAACUACUAUCUCUGAUUUCCGGCUGUGA